Messenger RNA from Aegilops tauschii subsp. strangulata, 1206 nucleotides. NCBI's taxonomy places the organism in Eukaryota, Viridiplantae, Streptophyta, Magnoliopsida, Poales, Poaceae. The record is from RefSeq and is a predicted model, not a curated record.
AUGACCGUGACCCUCCAGGAUUGGGGGAUGAUUACGGCCCUACCGCUCGAGGGUCGUGCUCUCACAGGACGAGUGGAGAGGACAAACUGGCACAAUAGGGUUGUCGCCCUCAUCGGCGACUGCCCCCCUGCUAAGAACAACCGGACUUCCGGCGUACCGCUGCCAUGGCUCCUCAAGUAUCGGAGCAAGUGCCCGGAAGAUGCAGAACCCCGGGUGGUGGAGCAGUACGCUAGGGCCUACCUGUGGUAUCUUCUCACGGAGGUAGUGUUUUCAAACUGCUCCGGGAACUCUGCCAUAUGGAUGGGUCUCGACUUCCUAAAUGACUGGGAUGUGGGGUACAGCUGGGGGGCCGCCGGCCUCGCCUACCUAUACCGUUCGCUUGACGACGCGACCCAGGGGGCGGAAGACACGUCCGAUGACGGAGAUGAUCAGUACCCGACCGUCGCAUACGCUUGGGACGUGGUGCGUGUCUACGCGGGCGAAUCCAAGGCCUUGUACAAGGUCUUCAGCAACGAGCUUGAUGCUCUGACAGUUUUUCAGGUUACUUGGCGGCCGUAUGAUGAUGAACGAGAGUGGGGGUUCACGCUGAACAGCAUGUGCAAGCAGGACCGGCUUCUCUGGCGGUGCAUCGUGCCCAUGAUUUGUGUCUAUGCCGUGGAGUACCACUUGCCACAGCGCGUUGCCGCGCAAGUUGGUAAGGCGCAACGCACACCACCAGCCGGCAUCGUCACCGAUACCGGUGGCUACGACCUACACCAGAUGAGCAGCCAGAAGAAUCAGUCAAUCAUAGAUUGGGAAAACCAACAUGCGAGAUAUGUGAAGGAAUGGAACGAGUGGAGAACUCGCAAAGAUGUGGAGCGGAAAGUGAUUGAUUGGAACGAGUACGAGGAUCACAUGUUGUGGUACGACGAUGGCAUCAAGCAUCGUCUGCGUCUGAGGCCCCAGUGGACGACAGCAGAUGCCGAAGACCUGUUCGAUGACGCCUCCGAGAAUGAAGCCUACAAUGAUAUCAUCAGAGAGCUUAAAGGUGGGUUUAGGGAGUACGGACCCCUCAUGAACAUAGUGUCUUCGGAGCUGAACAAAAGCAUUUUUGAAGCCUCGCUUAGUUCUAUAACCGGGACUUGGGCUAGUGAGAACAAGUUGAGGGGAAUGGUGAAGAAGUUCGUCAACAAAUGUCGCAAGCUUGUGGGCCUGCUAUCCGGGUGA